AUGGUCUCAGACUUCUUCUAUCCAAACGUCGGCGGCGUGGAAGGACACAUCUACUUUGUUGGGGGUCGACUAUUGUCUCUAGGCCACAAGGUCAUCGUGAUCACGCAUGCCUACGUGCCGGAUCGCGUCGGCGUACGCUAUCUGUCCAACGGGCUCAAAGUAUAUCACGUUCCGUACCAGGUGAUCGCUCGUCAAGACACGCUUCCCAACUUUUUCGCGCUCUUCCCUGCUCUACGAUCGAUUCUCAUCCGCGAGCAAAUUCAGAUUGUCCACGGACAUCAAGCGCUGUCGUCCAUGGCUCACGAAGGCAUCCUUCACGCGCGUACGUUGGGAUUGCGCGCGGUGUUUACCGAUCACAGUCUGUUUGGCUUUGCGGACACGGCUUCGAUUUUGACCAACAAGCUGCUUCGAUUUGCGCUGAGCGAUGUCGACGCUGUGAUUUGCGUCUCACAUACUGGCAAGGAGAAUACGACCCUGCGUGCUAAUCUGGAUCCUAGCAAGGUCUCAGUGAUUCCCAACGCGGUAGUCGCUGAGCAGUUUUUGCCUGAUCCUUCGCGCACACAGACAGACAAGCUGACUGUGGUCGUUUUGAGCCGACUAAUGUAUCGUAAGGGGAUCGAUCUGUUGAUUGCAGCGAUUCCAAGGCUUUGUACAGCUCACUCAGAUCUUCACUUUCUCAUUGGCGGUGAUGGACCGAAAAGAGUGGAACUAGAGCAGAUGCGGGAGCGAUUCCUGCUGCAAGAUCGCGUCGAGCUUUGCGGAGCUGUACGUCAAGGCGACGUGAGAGACCAUUUGACACGCGGGGCGAUCUUUCUCAACACAUCGUUGACCGAGGCAUUCGGCACUGGCAUCAUCGAAGCCGCAUGUGCAGGCCUUUUCAUCGUUUCGACGCGGGUGGGCGGCAUUCCGGAAGUGCUACCACCGUCGAUGGUGCGGCUUGCCAAACCGGAGGAGGACGACAUUGUGCGAGCGAUGGACGAUGCCAUUGCAUACGUUCGAGCGGGAAAGCACGAUCCUUUGGCAUACCACCAAGCGGUCAAGCACAUGUAUUCCUGGUCAGACGUCGCCAAACGCGUCGACAGCGUAUACCACCAAGCGAUGCAGAACGAAUUGCCACGCCCUUCUGAACGCUUGGCUAGAUACAGUGCAGGAGGCGUCAUUGCAGGCAAGAUCUUUGUCAUUAUCGUGGUCGUAGACAUGCUCUUUCUGAAAUUGCUCGAGUUGUGGCUGCCCGAUAGCUGCAUUGAUCGCUGUCCUGCCUUCCGUCCGAGCCACCUCCAGGCGUCAAAAACCAAGCCACCUGACCAAGUUCAAGAUCCGUCGACCGUCGAGUUGCCAGAAGACGAGGCACAAGCCAUGGCAGAUGUACUCUCCUAG
Molecule: messenger RNA, 1377 nt
Organism: Mycosarcoma maydis (corn smut)
Lineage: Eukaryota; Fungi; Basidiomycota; Ustilaginomycetes; Ustilaginales
Exons: 3
Coding region: 1-1377 (458 amino acids)
Biological process (GO): GPI anchor biosynthetic process
Cellular component (GO): glycosylphosphatidylinositol-N-acetylglucosaminyltransferase (GPI-GnT) complex
Molecular function (GO): phosphatidylinositol N-acetylglucosaminyltransferase activity
Source: RefSeq, a predicted model, not a curated record